Molecule: messenger RNA, 2286 nt
Organism: Daucus carota subsp. sativus
Lineage: Eukaryota; Viridiplantae; Streptophyta; Magnoliopsida; Apiales; Apiaceae
Exons: 8
Coding region: 1-2286 (761 amino acids)
Molecular function (GO): nucleic acid binding
Source: RefSeq, a predicted model, not a curated record
AUGGUUAAUCCCCUUUUCUUACAUCCCUCUGAUAAUCCAAGUUCCAUACAAGUGGAUAAGUUGCAAGGAAGCUCAGACUAUAGAGCAUGGAGGAGAUCCAUGGAGAUCAAUCUCUCUUCAAAACGAAAACUUGGGUUCAUUAAUGGCACGGUAUCCAUUCCCACUGAUGAUGAUGCAAAGGCUGAAAUGUGGGAGACUUGCAACAACAUGGUCAUAGCAUGGCUCACUGGUAAUGUCUCUUCCACUAUCAAGCAGUCCAUUAUGUAUAUGUCUUCUGCAAAAGAUAUCUGGAAUAAUCUAGAGAAACGAUUCGCUCUUACAAAUGGAUCUAGAAAAUACAAAUUGUGUAAGGAUUUAUAUGCCUUAAAGCAGAAUAAUUUGUCUAUCAUUGAGUACUACACCUCCAUGAAAACUGUAUGGGAGGAACUCGAUUCUAUGAACAUGCUGCCUUCUGUCACAAGUACCACACCUGAGGUACUGAAACUGUUGGAUACUAUCAACACUCAAAAGGAGGAGUCACGAUUGUUUCAGUUUCUUAAUGGUGUAAAUGAAAUGUUCAACACACAAAGGAGCAAUCUCCUGAUGUUAACCCCUUUACCAACUGUUGAGACUGCUUGUGCUACUCUCGAGCAGGAAGAGGCUCAAAGAGCUGUGUUAAACGCCUCAUCUUCCAACGAGAUUAUGGCUAUGUAUGGUAAAGCUCAAUCUGAUAGGCCACUCUUGUGCACAGUGUGUGAUGUAAAAGGCUCAGGCCCUUCUAAAUCAUUCUCUUCGCCAAAAAUGGCAGCUGCAGCUCACAGCGACUCAGGAUUGCUAUUCACUCCGCAACAACUGGAUCAGUUGAUGAAACUUAUGCCACAACUUCAAGCCUCAGGGAAGGAAUGUGACACAGAUGAAGAAUUGGAUCACCACUUCUCAGGAAUGAUAACAGUUGCUGCUGCUCAAGGAUGCUCUAGUGAGUGGAUCAUAGAUUCCGGAGCUUCAGACCACAUGACAUCUCAGCUGUCAAAUCUGAUUGAUUCAAAGAGGCUUGUCCUAGCACAAAAUAUCAAUCUCCCUACUGGCGCAACUAUGGGCAUAACUCACUCAGGAAUUGUGUGUUUAUCACCUGAUUUGAUUUUAAAAGACAAACAAAUCAAGGGUGUUGGUAAAGCAAAGAAUGGGUUGUAUUAUUUGGACAGAAGCAAAGACUCUAUCAAGAAUGUGCUAGCCAAUUCUGCUGUUGCAACAACUGGUGACACUGGUAAUAGCUCUAACCUCACUCACAAUGAUAUUCCUGCUAAGUUGGCUUUGUGGCAUCAUAGACUUGGACAUGCAUCUGUAACCAAAUUAAAACAUAUACCAUGUGUUAAACCAUAUGUUCAUGAUAAGUCUCAAAUUUGCAUUACAUGUCCCAUGGCAAAGUUUGCAAAACUGCCAUACAGUGAAAGUACCUCUCAUGCUUCCGUACCAUUUGAAUUGAUUCACUUAGACACUUGGGGGCCAUAUAAAGUAGCUUACAAUGAGUUUGAUGAUAAAGCCUCUAAAGAAUUCUUUUCUGCUAAUGGUAUUCUGCACCAAACCAGCUGUGCUCACAGACCUCAGCAAAAUGCUAGGGCUGAGAGACAACACAGGCAUAUUUUGGAGAUUUCUAGAUCACUUCGUUUUCAUGCUGACACAGAUACACCACCAGAUACACCACCAGAUACACCUCUUCCCAGACAAUCUGCCAGAUCACUCAAGUUGAACCCCAAUUUCAUUGUUUUUCUAGCCACUAUUCAAGGUACUCGUGAUCCAGUCAGUUUCAAAGAAGCUAUACAAAAUGAUUGUUGGAGAAAAGCGAUCAACGCUGAACUUGAUGCUUUAGAGCUCACUGAUACAUGGGAAAUAACUACUCUACCAGCGAACAAACAAUCAAUUGGAUUGUCGAAAAAUAUAAAGCGAGGCUUGUCAUUCUUGGCAACAAACAGGAGUAUUGAGUUUAACUAUGCGGAAACCUUUGCGCCGGUUGCCAAACUCACCACUGUUAGAACCCUUCUUGCAGUAGCAGCAAUGCAAAAUUGGUUUACAUGUCAGAUGGAUGUAAGCAAUGCAUUCUUACAUGGUGAAUUGUCUGAUAUAAUCUACAUGAAACUUCCAUCAGGAUACACACACUUGGGGUGCAGAAUCACUGCCACAUCUGCCCUACAGUCUCCUAAGUCUGGCCUAGUGUGCAGGCAAUUGCAUGAGUUCGAUUCAAAGUCUCAAGCAAUGCUGGCACAAACCUUUCACAUGAAGGACAUGGGAGAGAUCUUCGAUAUUUUCUAG